Messenger RNA from Phytomonas sp. Hart1, 1368 nucleotides. NCBI's taxonomy places the organism in Eukaryota, Euglenozoa, Kinetoplastea, Trypanosomatida, Trypanosomatidae. The record is from the annotation of a GenBank genome assembly.
AUGUUUGAUCAGGAAAGUGCCCAUUACUCACUGGAUCCAUUCACAUAUGUUGUGACUCGACAGGAUGUUGAGGAUGGCAGCGCGACUCUCCUACAUAUUGCGUACGAUAAUGUCCAAAUCCCAUUAUCUGAUCUCCGUGCGGUGAAUCCCAAUCUCAAGGACGUUCCCGCGGAUAAGAUACUUCCCGUCGGGACAGUUGUGCAGUUGCCUGUGAUGCUUGAUCAACGCGGUGACUCCUCGGGGCCUUUUUUUACUAUAAACAACGCCGAAAAUCAACUGAAAUCCUGUGAAGAUAGGAUGACCUCUUUGGUGGAUGAGUGGGAGCGGAACGUGGGGCCACUACCGUUGCCAAUUAAGCGGAAAGUCUUGUCCAAGACUGAGCAGGUCCUUCAGAUUGUAGAGAGCGAGGUGGAACGGCAGCUGCCGUCUAUUCAAAAUAUGCAUGAUACGCUUGGGAAGAAAAACCAACUACUACAAUACCUUGUUGACGUUGAAAGGGUGAAGGCAAAAGAGAUCGAGGUGGAGAAGGAAUUUAGUGCGUCAAACAUUCCCCUUAUAAGUUACGAUCCCGAAUACGCACUUUUGUGGCCUUCAUAUCAGCGGUUAAUUUCCGAGGAUAACCUCACGGAACACACAAUCCAGACGAAAGCGGACACCGAUGACGACUUCUGCAUGGUCCACACCCAUCGAUGGGAGUUUACGAUUUUGGCGCCAGGUUCUAUGGACGAAUGGGAGACGUGGGCGGUGCUUUCCUGUCAAAAGCUGGCCGUCCUUCUAGAUGCAAUCAACUGCAGCCCAAGGCUCCCUUUCCCACUCUCCAAGAACGCCUUUCUAUUUAUCGGGGACACCUUUUACAUCGAUGAUCGACACCGAGACGAUGCGGAUUAUGAGGAUCUGAGUGCCGUUAUAAGGGGUUGCGCGCCUUCCUAUCUUCCCGAUGGCGAACCACCGGCCUUUGGCCGUGGUGUGAAUGCCGCCUUUGCGCGCUGCCCGGUUCGGAGCGCUGCCGAGGUCACUUUUGGUGAGCUGCAUGUUAGGCAGAGCGAAACAUGCGUUCUACGCCAUGCUGGCGGUUGUACACAUUAUUUCUACCUCCAAGGCCCUCGCUGCCUGCGCGAGGGCUCCCGGACGCAACGUGAGCAAUUUCCGCACCGUACGAGGCGGCGAAAGGAUCGCGUACUGCGAUGCCAGAUGUGUCAUCAGUUUCCCUCCACGAUCGCGCUCUACGGGGACGAGCUCUCGCUGGAAACCCCUACGGUGUAUUGUGCGAUAUGCUAUGAGUACUUGCACGGCGGGGAAAGUGAGGCAGAAUCCCAAAGCUACUUGAAAGUGAUGCCGCAAAAGGUGGGCGAUUAUUUUACCUGUUGA